CCGUCAUUGACCAUGGCUGGGGGAUUGGUUGUUUUGAUUGGAAGUAUUUUCAGGCGGUUUUUACACGGCCAAAAUGUACUGCGUUCCAAACCGCGACAGCCUCACUAAUGCAAUGGCAGUCAUAACCGACGUGCUUCCAGCUUCAAAGCGGCCUGUCUUUUUAGCCUGUUUUGGCGGGGGUAUUCGACCCACCAUUUGAUGGUUCAGGACAGUGUCAGGGGAGGUACGCAAAGGCUAACGCAGGAGGACCAGUUGCCGGUUUCGGUGCUGGUUGCUCAUGGAGUCACGAAUUCCACAUUAAAUUUUUUCGUCCCCUCCAAGUCCAAGCCCAGGCAUCCCAAACAGCGAGCCUGCGCAGAGCGUACCCGGGAGUAUAUCUCCUCCACCUCCGCCUCCUCGCCCUUGCGCCGCUUCUCCUUGCGCCCGGCACAAAUACUUGAUGGUACCGCAGGUGCGGUGCCCCUCCCUCGCCCGCCCCUGCCGUUGCGUGGACCGAGCUCCAUCCUGCUAGGUCGAGCCCGAAGCGCGGCUUUUGGGAAUUGCAUCUCCUCUCUCCCGUCCGUCCUCGCAGUGCGCGGUGCUUGCAGUGCUUGUAUUGCUUUCAAUUGGCAGCUGAACGACCCCGAGUCCUCGUCUGCGGCCGCCGAUUGCCUCUCCCCGACCGCCCUCCCCCUCAGCGACCGAGGACCCCCCGUGCAAAAUGCUCCCCGCAGGUGCCCUCCGCGCCGGCGUGCGCCAAUGCGUGCGAAUCGGACACCUCCCCAAGCGGUCUCUGCCAUCGUGCUCGCGAGCCCUGCCCCGACUGACGGCAGCCCUCGCCGCCCGCCGCUCCAUAUCGGCCUCGGCCCCCGCCCUGACCACGGACCUCAGCACCAGGGGAAUAGUCGUCCAGGCUAUCAGCAGCGUCGCCUCCAAGCGCGAAGUCCAGCAGUACCUGUCGCUCUUCACCUCGGUCGAGUCCCAGAAGUUCGCCGUCAUCAAGGUCGGCGGCGCGAUCCUCACCGACUACCUCGACGAGCUCUGCAAGGCCCUAGCCUUCCUCUACCAGGUCGGCCUCUACCCCGUCAUCGUCCACGGUGCCGGGCCUCAGCUCAACAAGCUCCUGGAGGAUGCUGGCGUCGAGCCCCAGUUCGAGGAGGGCAUCCGCGUUACCGACGCCAAGACCCUGGCUAUAGCUCGUCAGCUCUUCCUCGAGGAGAACCUCAAUUUCACCAAGAGGCUGGAGGAGUUUGGCGUUAAUGUUCGCCCUGCUACCGCCGGUGUCUUCUACGCCGACUACCUGGACAAGGAGAAGUGGGGCUUCGUUGGCAAGAUCACAAAAGUCAACACCGACAUCAUCGAGGGUGCUAUUAACCGCCGAUGUCUGCCCGUCUUGACCUCGCUGGCCUGGACCCCUGAGGGGCAGCUGCUCAACGUCAACGCCGAUGUCGCAGCCGCCGAGCUGGCCAGAGCUCUCGAGCCCCUGAAGGUCGUCUAUCUCUCCGAGAAGGGCGGUCUCUUCAACGGCGAGAAGGACAAGAUCUCGGCCAUCAACCUAGACGAAGAGUUCGACUGGUACAUGUCGCAGGAGUGGUGCAAGUACGGCACUCGUCUUAAGAUCAAGGAGAUCAAGGAGCUGCUCGACACUCUGCCGCGCACAUCAAGCGUUGCCAUCAUCCACCCACAGGACCUCCAGAAGGAGCUCUUCACCGACUCCGGCGCCGGGACCCUGAUCCGCCGCGGCAGUAAGCUUGCCACGGCUACCUCCCUUUCCGAUUUCAGCGAUCUCGCGAAGCUCAAGGAGGUCCUCGGGAGGGACCGCGAAGGUCCUGAUGCCGCAGAGUCGGUCGACACUUACAUCGAGUUCAUGAAGGAGAACUCCUUCAAGGCCUACUACGACGACCUCACGAGCGUCCUGGCAGUCACCCUGCCUGCAACUGAGCAGGGAGGCCCUGCCAAGCUCGUGACGCUUACAAUGACCGCCUCGGGCUUCUUCACCAACGUGGCCGACAACAUCAUGGCUGCUAUCAAGAAGGACUUCCCCAAGCUCGUGUGGACCGUCAGCGAGGACGACGAGAACCUGUCGUGGUUUUUCGACAAGGCAGACGGCAGCAUGUCCAAAAACGGCACAGUGCUCUUCUGGUCCGGCCUUGACGUUACCGAGAGCACCAAUGUCAUGCGGGACUUCGACACCAACGGGGCCGCGAUUCUUUACAACAGCUACAUGCAGCCGGGAGCUGCUGAAAAGCUGGCCACGUCGGGCGCAAGCAAGAGCCCGGUCGCCAAGCAGGCCAGGGGCUAUCACACGUUGGCGCGCCGGCCGGUUAUCACGGCAUCGCGCUUGAGCCAGAUGAACAGGGGACUGGGAAGGGCGUACUCAACGGCGGCAGCCAGCGAGGCUCGGAUGCCCAUGGGCUACCCCACUGGCCGCGGAUACGCCACCACUACAAACCCCAACCCUCCGCUUGGCAAGAAGAACGCUUCAAACAGCGCGACGGCCAAGGUUGCUCUGAUCGGCGCGCGAGGCUACACCGGACAGGCGCUCAUUACGCUCCUCAACUCGCACCCCCACAUGGAGCUGUCGCACGUCAGCUCUAGGGAGCUCGCCGGGCAGAAGCUCCAGGGCUACACCAAGAGCGACAUCACGUACGAGAACCUCAGCCCCGAGGACAUGACAGAGAUGGAGAAGCGGGGCGAGGUGGACUGCUGGGUGAUGGCGCUGCCCAACGGCGUGUGCCAGCCUUACGUGGAGGCCAUCUACAAGGGCCGCCAGGAGACGGCAAGCGCUAGCGUAAUUGUAGACCUGUCGGCCGACUACCGAUUUGAUGACAGGUGGACGUAUGGCCUGCCCGAGCUGACGUCGCGCGAGGCCAUCCGGAACGCGAAGCAGAUCUCCAACCCCGGCUGCUACGCUACCGGCGCGCAGCUCGCCAUCUCGCCGCUUCUGAAGCACCUGGGCGGUCAGGCGUGGAUCUCGGGCGUGUCGGGCUACUCGGGGGCGGGCACCAAGCCGUCGCGCAAGAACGACACGACGUUCCUAGAGGGCAACAUGCUGCCGUACAGCCUAACGGACCACAUGCACGAGCGUGAGAUCAGCAGGCGGCUGGGCACCGAGGUGGCCUUUGUGCCGCAUGUGGCUUCCUGGUUCUCGGGCAUCCAGCUCACCAUCGGCAUCCCGCUGCGCCACGAGAUGAACUCGCGCGACAUCAGGCACAUCUACCAGGACCGGUACGCGGGCGAGCGACUGGUCAAGAUCAUCGGCGAGGCACCUUUUGUCAAGGACAUUGCCAACAAGCACGGCGUCGAGAUUGGCGGCUUCCAGGUGCACUCGUCUGGUCGGCGCGUUGUCGUGUGCGCCACCAUCGACAACCUGCUUAAGGGGGCGGCGACCCAAUGCCUACAAAACAUGAACUUGUCGCUUGGGUAUGCCGAGUACGACGGUAUCCCUGUCAUGUGAUGAACGUAUGAACCCGUAUGAAGAUUUUUUACUCGACACGGCCUAGAGUACCUCGACGUACGCGUCUACGCAGUUCCCAUCAUUCUAUUAGAAGACGGCAGUAGAUCCAUUCCGGCGCAGGCAGAAUACCGGGGAGUCAAGGUGUUCAAAAACACCACAAAAAUCACGGAGGGCGUCGCUUUUGUUGUUCAAUAUUCUUAUUUUACCCUUUUUCUGGGAUAGGCCUGGGGAGGUUUUGGUAUAUAAGUAUAUUCUUGUGCUCCUGCGUUGCCUGCCCGCCGCGUUCCUGGCUUCUUCAUUGAUUAGUUCCUGGUGUCUGGUUUCGAUGCACGCCCAUUGGUUGCUUUCCCUCUUGGGGGACGAAUGUCAUAUCGGCAUGUUUGUAAAAUAGCGAGGCUCAUCAUACUUCUGAUUACGCAGUAUCUUUGGGAUGACCUUUUGGUGGCAAAAUGCCUCUCGGCGGUGACGCAGCGCAG
This is a messenger RNA of Gaeumannomyces tritici R3-111a-1, 3912 nucleotides long. Its product is annotated as Arg-6 protein. Lineage: Eukaryota; Fungi; Ascomycota; Sordariomycetes; Magnaporthales; Magnaporthaceae. Gene Ontology annotation, cellular component: cytoplasm; mitochondrion; mitochondrial matrix. Gene Ontology annotation, biological process: L-arginine biosynthetic process. Bases 701 to 3436 code for a protein of 911 amino acids. The record is from RefSeq and is a predicted model, not a curated record. The transcript is spliced from 2 exons. Gene Ontology annotation, molecular function: N-acetyl-gamma-glutamyl-phosphate reductase (NADP+) activity; L-glutamate N-acetyltransferase activity, acting on acetyl-CoA as donor; NADP+ binding.